AUGGGUCCCCUCUCGGGAGCGCCUGGGGCCCGGGAGGCCGGCGCGCCCCUGCAGUGGCUGUGGGCUGUGGCCGUGGUGGCCGGUGCUGCGCCUCCCUGCAGCCUGCUCGUGCUGCUGUCAGGACUCAUUGGCGUCGUCUCCUGGAAAAGGCCUCUGUCCCUCGUGAUAACCUUUUUCAUGCUGCUCUCUGCAGUGUGCGUGAUGCUGAACUUGGCUGGUUCAAUCCUCUCCUGUCAGAACGCUCAGCUCGUCAACGCCCUGGAAGGCUGUCAGUUGAUUAAGUUUGACAGUGUCGAGGUGUGUGUCUGCUGUGAAACGCAGCACCAGUCAAGUGGCUGCAGCAACCUGGGGGAGACGCUGAAGCUGAACCCGCUGCAGGAGGACUGCAACGCCGUGCGGCUGACGCUCAAGGACCUGCUCUUCAGCGUGUGCGCCCUCAAUGUGCUGUCCACCAUCGUCUGCGCCUUGGCCACCGCCAUGUGCUGUAUGCAGAUGGUCUCCUCCGACAUCCUGCGCAUGUUCCUUCCACAGAGGGCGCAUUCCGCCAGCCCCGCCUGCGUGACCCCACACGGAACUGUUCUACACCAGACCCUGGACUUCGAUGAGUUCGUCCCCCCUCUGCCGCCUCCCCCCUACUACCCUCCCGAGUACAGCUGCACGCCCACGGCCGACGCCCACAGGGGCCUCCACCUGGACUUCGCUCCCUCUCCGUUCAGCACCUUGUAUGACGUUGUCGCCAUCAACAGCCCGGGCCUGCUCUACCCCGCUGAGCUGCCCCCGCCCUACGAGGCCGUGGUGGGCCCAAGCCCAGCCAGCCAGCUCCCGAGUACAGAUCAGCAGGCAGCCGACACCGGCUCCCGGGACCCCAACGCUGCCACUGGCUUCAGCACACAAGCACCUGCCGACAGCGCGAGCCUCCCCGUGUCCGAGGGUGCCACCGCGCCGGGCCCAAGCCGUCUCUCCCCUGGCGGCCCUGCGGGUGCCCUGCCACCAGCCCCUCACCCUGGCCUCCCCUCCCCCGAGGGCCCCGACCAAGGCACACGGGUGCGUCAGGGUCCUGGUCGAGUCGCCCGGUCCACCAGCGACCCUACCUCGUGCUCAUCCAGGGCAGCAGUCUCCCGGUCUCGCUCUGUCACGGUGGCCUGUGCCCGGCGGCACCCGCCUUCCCCACCCGGGGACGCAGACACCCGGAAACCCCAGCAGCGCCCAGAGCCCGAGGCUUCGCGCGUGAUCUCCAAAGAGCGGCCGCGCUCCGUGGUGGACAGCAAGGCCCACGCAGACGCCAGGGUUCUGGUGGCUAAAUUUUUGGAACACUCCCACUGCCCCCUCCCUCCCGAGGUGCGGCGCGCGGUGGGCGCCAUCCGCUCGGCGGUCGCCUCCGAGGAGCGCCACGUGGAGGAGGCCAUCUUCAGCGCGGCCGUCCUGGACCAGGUGUGACAGUCACAGGUGUAGACGCUGACACGGACAGGCCUGGGGUCACACUGGACUUGCUGGAGGCCCCUGUGCUCGUGGGAAGGACCUCGGGGGAUCC
Messenger RNA from Miniopterus natalensis, 1531 nucleotides. The record is from RefSeq and is a predicted model, not a curated record. Lineage: Eukaryota; Metazoa; Chordata; Mammalia; Chiroptera; Miniopteridae.